Molecule: messenger RNA, 3312 nt
Organism: Cantharellus anzutake
Lineage: Eukaryota; Fungi; Basidiomycota; Agaricomycetes; Cantharellales; Hydnaceae
Exons: 7
Coding region: 1-3312 (1103 amino acids)
Source: RefSeq, a predicted model, not a curated record
AUGAACAAUACCGCGCAGGACGCGGAAGACAUCCAACCAAAUGCAUCUCUGCAAUCGAAUGAUGUAGUAGAGAUUCACGCCUUCCUUGAACGCCGUACCAGCAUAGAGGCCAAAGUGCAGCAAUUUGAAGCUAUGCCUCCCAUCGACGUCUUUGCAGGAGUAGACAUCCUUCCCACAUCUUCCGCCCGGAUCACGUCCUUACCUUCGCGCGAUCAACUCGACAUCUGGACGCAGGAACUGGAUCGAAUAGAGGCAGAAAUGGAACGAUUUGAGCUUGGCGAUAUGAUUCGCCUCAAAGAGCUGGCCAAAAGUAAAUCGGAACAGAAAAUGUCCCCGGAGGACACGGAUCUCAUCGAUGUCACUCUGACAACGCUCUUGGCCGUCGACAAACUAUUCCAUCUCCUUCGAGCGAGGUCCGAGACUCUCGAUAUGCUCAAUCUCAGACUCCAAUGGGAAGAUCAGCGAGUACUUGCUUGGGAAACGAUGGAUGCCCUUUUAGAGGAAUUGAUGACUUUCUUCGAACGCACAAAGUGGACCGUGUCUUUAUACGAUGAUUUCUCGACGGGUUUCGCUUCUGAUGCCUCGGUCCGACAAUCUUCCCCCACCGAGUCAAAGUUUCCCCAGGUGCUAUCUCAGAUCGCCCGCGGCGAGAGACGGAAACUCGGGGAUGGCCUCCUUGGCCAAGCAAAGCAGAUCAUGUCUCGUGUGCAUAAUUACAAGCAUGACCUUCUGCCUAAGUCUGGGGCAACUCUUGACAAAAUGAUUGAUGCGAGCUCAAAAAAGGUUCCGGAUCCUUUACUUGACGAGCAAGACAAGUUGGAGAACAAAAGCAUGGUAUUUGAAGGCCUCGAUAAGUUUAUACCAUCGUUACAUGCGCAAUGGAAGAAAGCGGACGAAUUUUACGCUGAGCUAAAGAAGGAUCAGGCUGCAGCUUCCGUUUUAAUUGAGGAGCUAGAUCAAGUGCAUAAGCUCCAUCCUUCACCCGAACUCGCCGCGUCAUUUCUCUCUCGGUCAUCAUCACUUGCAUCCCGUUUAAGUGCCAUUGGUCACCCAUCUACUAUCAUUCCUCGGCCCCUUCAUCACUUGUCACCUGAUCAAGCACUCAGCAAUGACGCCACCCAUGUCAUGUUGUCCGAAGAGCUAGCAUCUGCGAUCAAACUUUCCAGGAGGGCGGAGCUGAAAGCGAAGCAAUACAACGUUCGAGCACAGGCUGUGGAGCGUGCCUCUACAAUUCUGUCGGAUUCAUCUCGACUUCGGAUAAAGUUGGAGGCUCUGAUUGAUCGUCUAACCAAUGGCUCUGGGGGCGGGAAUGAUGCCCUGCCUCCGCGCCUCGAUGACCUGGGCUCCCUCGAAAUAAGAGCGCACAGUUCAUACAUUGCGCUGCUGCCCUCACUACUGCAGGAUCUCUCAGCUGCUGAGUCUGAUGCAAGAAAUGUGUUGAAGAGAUUAAGCGCAACUAUUCUGGAGCUUCGUCAGUUCAAUGCAUCCUCAGAUUUUCUCCAACGUUGCAGAGACGCAUCCGAAAAUAUUAUCGAGCUCGUCAGUAAGGCUAUGAGUGCCAAGGCUCAGGCCACCAAUGAUGUGGAUGCAUUGCGAGCUGCUCGAUCCAUACUUCCUUCUACAUCUGAAUUGCAUACAUUAGUGUCUCGGCUUAUUUCGGAACUUCUCAUCGCGAUUGAUGCGGACCAGUGGACCUUGCGCCGCCAACGCCAGUCAACCGCUGGAUCUCCCGACACUCCCCUCCCGAUCUUGACCAACGUCGAGGAUGCAAAAGUCCGGGUAUCACAGUUGAUCUCUGGGAUAACGUCCCGGCUUUCCUCGCCCCUCGAGGCGUUAUCUCCCAGUAUCCCCAAAAUCCUGCACUCUCGGCUGCAGGAAGACAUUGAUGUCAUUCUUGCAGACGUGGCGUACGUACAGUUGUUAAUUGCUACUUUAAACGCUGUGCGGAUCCAGAGGACGGAAAUGGAACGACUAUCGGAACAAGCGACGGUCCUUGGGAGUCGAAUAAGCGAUCUUCGUGAAUCAAUCGGAGGCCACAUUCAGGAUGUGCUCCAUGACAAGCGUUCUGACGACGGAACGUCCUCAAUGAUCGGCGACAUGAUUUCCGAGCUAGCCGCCCAAGUCAAUUCUCUUGUCGCCUCCCUUCCGACAAUGGUGUCUUUUGUCUCAUCUCAGCCUUCAGAUGCCUCGCAUGGUGACCGAAAGAGCAGUCCGUCUAGGAUGCACCCUGAAUCACGUCCUGCAGACAAUUUGCACCGCAAGCUCAGCGCCAUAGACCAGACUGUUCGUGCUGACCUAAACUCAAUGGCUCUUACGCUGUCUUCCGGACUAGAUUCCUUGAAAAAACAGCUUGAGGUGUAUAACCUUGCUGGCAUAGCUAGGGUGUUGGACGCACGAUUGGGGACGUUUUCACAAACUAUCACGGAAGCGUUCCAGGCGCUGUCGACAAAAACGUUGGAACACGAGGCGUUGAUCAAGGCGUCCGAGGAGGACGAAACAGCUGCAUCUGCUGGACAUGAUGAAGAGUUCGAACAAGCUAUAACGUCUCUUGACGAGUCAAUGCGUCAAUAUGGAUCUGAUAUCAUUUCUUCGAUGGAGCUGUCUCUGAGUACACUGCGAGACCUGAGGACUAAUCGGGUGCCCACAAUUCCAAUAGCGAAGUUAUUUGAAGAUACCGAACGUCGAGCCCAGAAGUUCCCUGGAGAGGUUGCUGCGGUGAGGUCGACUCUAAUGGAGGCUAGAAGGCAGACAGAACGUCUAGCAUAUCAAGCUCGGUUGACAGCAGAGCGCGAGGAGAUGCUACGACGCGGCUCUUUGAGUCAGGCAGAGCUUGAAGCAGCUCGAAAUGCCCUCAAGGCAUCAGAGGUAAAGGCGCAGGCCGCUAUGGAUGAGUUUCGACGUCAAUGGGAAGAAGAGCAAGCGAAGAGAAAGGAAGCCGCUGCUCAAAACGAGGCUGAGUUUUCCUCGAGUAGUCAUUUAGAACAGCUAAAGAUGCAGAUAGCGUCAAUACGAGCCGAACUUAACUCCAUUGGGAUCACAGCGGCAGCUCGUUCACCAAGCUUGUCUGGUGCAUCGGAGGAUUCACAGACAAAUCAUCGUCUUCCCUCGUUUGCUGAUGCUCAAGCAAUGCGGGGCCGUUUCAAUGCUGUAUCAUUCGCGUUCUCCGAUCUCCCUUCCAAUCUUGCUGAAACACGCUUAGCAAGCGAAGUAGCGUCGUUGAAAAGCCAGAUUGAUCACAAUCACGAGUUACUUGCGAGAGUUGAACGUCUGGGCUCUUCUCCCGCCUGGUGGAUCAGUGCGACUCCGCUCUGA